Messenger RNA from Heteronotia binoei (common prickly gecko), 996 nucleotides. RefSeq names its product eukaryotic translation initiation factor 1A domain containing (gene EIF1AD). The coding region runs from base 183 to 686 and encodes 167 amino acids. Gene Ontology annotation, biological process: translational initiation. Gene Ontology annotation, cellular component: nucleus. The transcript has 6 exons. The record is from RefSeq and is a predicted model, not a curated record. Lineage: Eukaryota; Metazoa; Chordata; Lepidosauria; Squamata; Gekkonidae. Gene Ontology annotation, molecular function: translation initiation factor activity; RNA binding.
CAGCUCUUUCCAACUUUUGAAUGUCCCAGGGAGUGAAAUCAACACUGGAUCCACAGCCCCUGAACUCCGAUGACCUUGGCUGUCCCUGGAAACAGCCUCCCAAAGCACAAGAACAUCCGGCAAGGUGUUUCUCACCUCACGCAGUAAGCAGGGAAUCCAUUCCUCAGGGCUAACUGAGCAGCAUGUCCCAAGCCACAAAGCGCAAGCAUGUGGUGAAAGAAGUCUUGGAGGAGUACGUGGUGCCUUCAGAGCGGCAGCAGAUCGUCCGGGUGCUGGGGACUCCAGGCAAUAACCUGCAUGAGGUGGAGACGCCAGAAGGGGCAAGGUUCCUUGUGAGCAUGCCCACCAAAUUCCGCAAGAACAUUUGGAUCAAGAGAGGUGACUUCCUGCUGGUGGACCCCAUAGAAGAAGGGGAGAAAGUAAAAGCAGAAAUCAGCUUUGUGCUGUACAAGGAUCACAUUUGCUAUCUGAAGAAGGAAGGAUACUGGCCUACUGCCUUCUUAACUGAAGCUUCAGGAACUCAGAGCAGUGCUAAAGACAGGGAAGAAACACAAAGCCCCCCACGUUCUGCAGGGGAAGACGACUCUGAGGAUGAUGACAGCGACUUGUUUGUGAACACAAACCGUGUGAAUUACAGCUACGUGGAGAGCGAGGACAGCAGCGAUUCAGAGGACGACGAGAAGUAACUGGGUUACUCUCUGGCAGCAGAGACCAGGCCAGACCUUUGGAUGUCCCCACCUCUUCCUGUGGACUGUUGGACUUUCUUUUUUUUUUUGUGGCAUUCUUCCUGGAAGGCCAAGUGGUGCUGGAACUUUUGACUAGCUGUUGUGGACAGAGUGUGCACUCUACAAAGCUGGGCAGCCUUUUCAAUAGCGAAAGCCCCCUCCUCCGAGAGUCCUUUAAUCUUGUCUAGACUGGAUGCUUUUGCUAUAUAGUCCGAAGUUCACUUCUCCUGUCUCCUUUUUGCCUUAUUUAAUAAAAUGGGGUCUAGCCCAA